AUGGCAACAGUCCUGGACCCUCAGGUGGACGUGGAAGUUGAGGAGUGCCUCAUAAUGAAAGUGGAAAAGGACUCAGAGUGGACAUCGGAGCCCAUUCUGGACCAGUCAGGCAGCACUGAAUGUGAGUCCUUUCGUAAAUGCUUCAGACAGUUCUGUUAUGAGGAUGUGACGGGACCCCAUGAAGCUUUCAGUCAACUCUGGGAACUCUGCUGCCGGUGGUUGAAGCCAGAAAUGCGUUCCAAGGAGCAGAUCCUCGAGCAGCUGGUAAUUGAACAGUUUCUCACCAUUCUGCCGGAGAAGAUUCAGGCUUGGGCACAGAAGCAGUGUCCAGAAAGUGGAGAGGAGGCGGUGGCCCUGGUAGUUCAUUUGGAGAAAGAGACCAGAAGAUUGAGAAAACAG
Messenger RNA from Cricetulus griseus (Chinese hamster), 399 nucleotides. The record is from RefSeq and is a predicted model, not a curated record. NCBI's taxonomy places the organism in Eukaryota, Metazoa, Chordata, Mammalia, Rodentia, Cricetidae.